AUGAGCCUGGAGUGGAAUCAGGUGGCCAGUCUGGUCCACGGAAUCAGCCCGGUCCGGGAAGCAAUUGGAGACAUGGGCAGAGCGAAGAGGAAACCGAUAAGAUGGAGUAACCUGGUGGGCUGCAUCGCAGAACUAUCGGAGAGCGAGGAGAACCAGCGCUGCGACCAUGGAGAGAACGACUUCAGGCGUCAUGUCUCUCCCACUCGCAAGAAACUGGCCCAGCUGUAG
This is a messenger RNA of Knipowitschia caucasica, 228 nucleotides long. The record is from the annotation of a GenBank genome assembly. Lineage: Eukaryota; Metazoa; Chordata; Actinopteri; Gobiiformes; Gobiidae.